AUGCUGAGGAUGUUGAAUACGGAGUUAGCCUGGAGGCUUGUAAAAGUUCUGUUUAGGGCUUAUCAAUACACAUGUUAUUUUUUUCUGUUUAUACUGUUGCUUCCGGUAAUAGCUUUAUACUUGUUUGAUCUAACGUUAUACCUUUGUCGGAUCGUUAGAUUCUGUUGCCGUUGGCAAGUUUAUCACAUUAAGAACCAAAGUGGGACCAGUAUAUCCUUUAUCUCACAAAGAAGACCGUCCGAACCGAGGGAAACAUGCCAUAGUUCAAGCAGUAGUAUUCUGAGUGAGCAAUCGCUGAGCGAUUGCUCUCUCAGUGAUACACCCUGUUUUACCAACUACUGUCUGACCAGUUCACCGAUUCGCAAGGGCUUUGCCUCCAGAAGAUCUACUAUUGCAGGGGGUGCAAGCCAUCAGGUGCGAUAUGCUCCUCUGAUCCCAGAAGAUAUAGCUGCUCUAGCAGACCCAGAACACUCAUUACGUCGCACCAAGUCCUCAGACCUUGUCCUGUCGCUGGAUCGAUACGACAUGCGUGCUAACAAUUGA
This is a messenger RNA of Torulaspora delbrueckii, 543 nucleotides long. RefSeq names its product Irc23p (gene IRC23). The coding region runs from base 1 to 543 and encodes 180 amino acids. NCBI's taxonomy places the organism in Eukaryota, Fungi, Ascomycota, Saccharomycetes, Saccharomycetales, Saccharomycetaceae. The record is from RefSeq and is a predicted model, not a curated record. The transcript has a single exon.